AUGGAGAAUCUAGAGGAGGCAUGGACGCGAUUAUCUUUGUCUGAACAUGAAGGCGAGGUAUUCAACUUUGAAAACCAAGCGUGUAGGAAAGAGUAUACGUUGGCGGCUAAGUUUUUCACGAAGCGUGCCCUAAAUAUUGAAGCUGUUGCGCGUACUCUGAAGCCUUUAUGGAGGACUAAACAGGACUUUGAGAUUCAAGACAUCGGCAAUCAUAUUUUGCUGUUUGUCUUUGAGAACGAACUUGAUGCCAAUCGAGUUUUGCUGGGAGAACCUUGGAGCUUUGAUAAGUAUUUAGUUGUGCUGCGUAGGUAUGAGGAUGAUAGCUCUCUCCAGAGGCUCCGUUUUGAUACGGCGAAGUUUUGGGUUCAUGUACAUGGCUUAUCGGUUCGACGUAUGGUCACAGAGACGGCAGAGAAUCUCUGUAAAUCUGUGGGAAGAGUGAUUCACUCCAAUGAUAGAUCUGAAAUAGAAUGCGGCGAUUUUAUGCGAAUAAGGGUGGAGGUAGAUGUUCACAGGCCAUUGUGUAAAGGGAGGAGAGUUCGCUUCAGUCCGGAUAGGGAGGGUUGGGUGUCGUUUCGGUAUGAACGGUUACCGAUUUUUUGUCACUGGUGUGGGGUUUUGAACCAUGACUCUAAGGAAUGUGAUUUGUGGCUUCAGAGUAAGGGCGAGUUGAAAGCAGACACACAGGAGUAUGGAUCAUGGUUGAGGGUUGAUUCUACAAGUUUGCUUAGGAAAAAGGUGGUAAGGGUAUGCGGUAUGGGGGCUCCUAAUGCAACUUCAAGUCAUGAGCAAUCAGUGAUGGAGAAGCCAGGCAUGAACACAAAUAUUGAAGGGCCUAAUAUGGUUGAGGUGCAGCAAGGAGAGCAAAGGGUGGCUGAGACAAAUGUGGACGAUGUGAGUGUAUCAGGGAUGGUGUUUCCAACCAAAGGUGCAUUAUCAAAUGUUUUGAGUAAUGAGGAGGCUUUUCAAACUCAUCUUAAGGAAAUUGAUAUGGAAUUGGAGGGGCUUAAUGAUAAGGUACUGCAUGAGGGUGGGGCCGAAUGUGAUGAGGUAAGACAAAUGGUAGAGGAGUCAAAUGUGGUGGAAACUAAUUCAGGUGUGUUGGAGCCCCCUGUCCAACAUGAUAUUGACGUCACUAAGGCAGGUUCUCAGUUGAAUCAGUUAGAUGGUUGUCAGUCAAUUCACACAUGUUGGGAGAAACAGGAUCGGGAUGUGACAGAGACAGUUUCAAUGGAAUUAGGCCAGCCUAAUAGUGGUCUUGGGCCGAAGACUAGAACUUGGAAAAGGCUUCAGAUCCAGGCCAAGUCUGUGAGCACAGUGGGUUCAAAAGAAGUGGAGGUGGGCACUAAGCGCAAGCAUAAGGAAAAAAUUAAUUUGAAUGAGUGCUCAGAGAGCCCUGAGCUAAAGAAAAGGAAGGAAGAUGAUGAAGUUCUUGUAGUGAGUGAUCUUUUGCAAAAUGAAUUUGGAUCGGCAGUGGCUGCAAGGCAGCACUGCCGGAAGCAAUGA
Messenger RNA from Quercus robur (English oak), 1506 nucleotides. RefSeq lists its product as uncharacterized. The record is from RefSeq and is a predicted model, not a curated record. The transcript has a single exon. Bases 1 to 1506 code for a protein of 501 amino acids. Lineage: Eukaryota; Viridiplantae; Streptophyta; Magnoliopsida; Fagales; Fagaceae.